Pelodiscus sinensis (Chinese soft-shelled turtle) is the source of this 2179-nucleotide messenger RNA. The record is from RefSeq and is a predicted model, not a curated record. Lineage: Eukaryota; Metazoa; Chordata; Testudines; Trionychidae.
UCAGGUUAGCAGAAGGAACUUCCUCUGACAUCCGGGCAGCAGGCAGGAGCAUCUGUGCCUAAGGGCCUGGGGUGUGUUGUGGGGGAAGGGAGAAAGGAAAUCUGGAACCCAUAAGCUCCACUGAUGUUUUCAUUACCUUGUACUGUUGUAUUGGUCUGUGCUUGGCCCCACCCCCAGCCCUUCCUGCCCUAUCAGCAAAGGACAUCAACAAAGUUAUUCAAAUGUCCCUCCUCUCCUUAGCCCCCCCCAACAAAAAAAACCAAAAAAACACCCAGCUCCUUGAAGGUUGGGGAGGCUCCGAGCCUUGAGGAAGUUUGGGAAGUCUGGCCAGUGGACACGUCAGGGCUGCAUUCCCUAAGCUGGCUUUGUCUGCUUCCCAGGCUGCCUCUCCAGAUGCACUGUGGCCUUUGCAGGCCCUCCAUCCUGUGAGGUCCAAGGCCCCGGUGCCUGCCAGGUGGGAGAGGCUCCUGGGCUGGAGGGGACCAGUGCUGAGAAGAUGAAAGAGGAGAGCAUGUGCCCGGACUCCCCUGAAGGCAGCCUGGUCACAAGUGAGGAGGAGGGUGAACGGCUUCAUAAGAAAUGUCUCCGCAAGCGCGCCCAGCUGGGCAAGCCCAUGGAGGAGUGCAGCUCACAUUCGCCGCAGGGCAAGCGCAGCAAGCGCAGCCCCGUCCCCCAGUCCUUCGAGGACGUGCACACUCAGCGGGUGAUCGCCAACGUACGGGAGAGGCAGCGCACCCAGUCGCUCAACGAUGCCUUUGCCGAGCUGCGCAAGAUCAUCCCCACGCUGCCCUCCGACAAGCUCAGCAAGAUCCAGACCCUCAAGCUGGCCGCACGCUACAUAGACUUCUUGUACCAGGUGCUGCAGAGCGAUGAGCUGGACCACAAGAUCACCAGCUGCAACUACCUGGCCCACGAGAGGCUGAGCUACGCCUUCUCCGUCUGGAGGAUGGAAGGGGCUUGGUCCAUGUCUGCUUCUCACUGAACCCGCAGGAUCCAGCCAACAGGUCCUCCAACACAAUGGCAAAGCCUCAUGCAGCAAAGGGGGAGAUAAGUUCAGCCCAAGAGAUCUCGGAGGCUUCCUCCUCCAGAUCCAAGCCUGUUUGGGUGCCAAUUCAGGGUGGUAGCACGGACACAAGAAAGGGCAGUGAGAUCCUGCCAAUAAAAUUCUUUCUAUGGAUCAAAGAAACAGAUGCCUGACUGAUUGGUCUGUUUGGAUACAUCGAGAGUGUGAAAGCAAGCAAGAAAAAAAAGGCUGGCCAAUGACAGUGCUCCCAUUCAGGGGUAACCCAUCAGGAUUACACUGAUAGAAGAGAAAUCUCCCCAAACUAUUUGUUCUUAAAUAUGCACUUUAAAUUAUCCACAUGCUUUUCCCAUGGUAAGGGGCUAAUUGGGCAGCCACAGGGGAAAAGAAGGGAAAAGUCCAACCUGGGGCUCUAAUGUCAAGUCUGUUUUGGCUCAGUUCUGCCCUGUCAUUGAGCUUGACAAGCACAAAAAGGCUCUUUACACUUGUGCUCCAAUGGAGGAAUCUGUGAGGCCCCUGCCUCAGGUGAUCCAUGAACAGACCCACCCAGGAAGCUCCCCUGGGCUUCGAUUGCCGAGGGAGGCAAAGAAUGCCUGGCCCACUUUAGGCCAGCUGUGUUGCUGGGCUGUGGUUUUCCUGUUGGCAGGGCUAGACGGCCAGUCGUAGGUUUGCACCUGUGCAGUGCUCUUCACCGUCUGGCUCUGUUGUCUCCCGGCCCUUGGAUUUUGUAAAUUUGCGUGUGAUUGAAUUCACGAGAAAGUUUCCGCCUGUGCAUUUUCUGAUUGCACCGAGCGUUUGGCAGUUGUAUCCCGGACAGCACAAUCCCAGACAGCGCUAUCCCGGGCAGCACAAUCCCAGACAGCACAAUCCCGGGCAGUACAAUCCCAGACAGCUCUAUCCCGGGCAGCACAAUCCCAGACAGCGCUAACCCAGACAGCACAAUCCCAGACAGCGCUAUCCCGGGCAGCACAAUCCCAGACAGCACAAUCCCAGACAGCGCUAUCCCGGGCAGCACAAUCCCAGACAGCACAAUCCCAGACAGCGCUAUCCCGGGCAGCACAAUCCCAGACAGCACAAUCCCAGACAGCGCUAUCCCGGGCAGCACAAUCCCAGACAGCACAAUCCCAGACAGCGCUAUCCCGGGCAGCACAAUCCCAG